AAGAUACCAUUUGCUUAAAAAAAAGGCUAAGUAAAAAUUCACAAAGAGAGAGAGAGAGAAAAAAAUCAAAACUUUUUUCUCUCUUGUAAAAUCUGCCCGCUUUGAUUCCCUUUUAAGAACAUAAAAAAAAUUGAAGGUUUGUUCAACCAAAUCUAUAUAUUGAAAGGGGUCAGGGGGCGGAUUUUAAUGUUAAUAAAGGUUUUCAUUUUGUAAUUUAUUGUGCAUAAAUUUUUAUUUAUUUUUUAAAGAUAAGUUUGUGAAUUAUCAUUAUAAACAAUUGUACCGUUAAUUAUUUGGGGAAAGUUGAUAAACUAGGGUGGAAAUUCUUGAUGGGUUUUUUGGUUGAUUCCCAAAAAGAAGGUGUUGGUUCAUCAUGGGGUGGUUUAAAGAGUUUGGUAAGAAGAAAACAGGUAGAUUCUGCUCAUUCCAAGCGUUUGGGUCAUCAUCAAUUGGCUAAAGAAUUGACAGUUCCUCAUCUCAUAGCAAUUGGUGUUGGAUCAACAAUUGGAGCUGGAGUUUAUAUUCUUGUUGGAACAGUUGCUAGAGAGCAUUCUGGUCCAGCUCUUACCAUUUCAUUUCUAAUAGCUGGAAUUGCUGCUGCUCUCUCUGCGUUUUGCUAUGCUGAGCUUGCAAGUCGUUGCCCAUCUGCUGGGAGUGCCUAUCAUUAUUCAUACAUUUGUGUUGGUGAAGGCGUUGCCUGGUUGAUUGGUUGGGCUCUGAUACUGGAGUAUACAAUUGGUGGAGCUGCAGUUGCUCGUGGCAUUUCCCCUAAUCUGGCUUUGCUUUUUGGAGGUGAAAAUAGUCUACCAAUUUUUCUAGCUCGUCAACAUAUCCCUGGUCUUGAUAUUAUGGUGGACCCAUGUGCUGCAGUUCUGGUUUUCAUUGUGACUGGGCUCUUGUGUGUGGGAAUCAAGGAGAGUACAGUUGCACAAGGCAUUGUCACCACUGCAAAUGUAUGUGCCAUGAUUUUUGUGAUAGUAGCUGGUGGUUAUCUGGGUUUUAAGAGUGGAUGGACUGGUUACGAACUACCUACUGGGUAUUUUCCCUUUGGGGUGGACGGAGUGCUUGCUGGGUCUGCAACAGUCUUCUUUGCUUAUAUUGGUUUUGAUUCGGUUGCCAGCACUGCUGAGGAGGUGAAGAAUCCCCAACGAGAUUUGCCACUGGGUAUCGCAACAGCCCUCUCCAUUUGUUGUGGGUUGUACAUGCUGGUGUCUGUUGUGAUUGUUGGUCUGGUCCCCUAUUAUGCAAUGGAUCCUGACACCCCCAUCUCUUCUGCAUUUUCUAGCCUUGGAAUGCGAUGGGCGGCUUACAUAAUAACUGUUGGAGCUGUUACUGCCCUUUGCUCAACAUUGAUGGGCUCUAUCCUCCCUCAGCCUCGAAUUCUUAUGGCAAUGGCUAGAGAUGGAUUGCUGCCAUCCUUUUUUUCAGAUGUUAAUAAACGCACCCAAGUUCCUGUCAAGAGCACAUUGGCAACUGGUAUAGUUGCUGCUACAUUGUCAUUCUUCAUGGAUGUUUCACAAUUGGCAGGGAUGGUUAGCGUGGGUACGCUUCUUGCAUUUACUAUGGUGGCAAUUUCUGUGCUGAUACUUAGAUACGUUCCACCAGAUGAGGUGCCACUUCCAUCAUCACUUCAGGAGUCAAUCGAUUCUGUCACACUAAGAUAUAGUAGUGAUGCUCAGGUGAUUAGUGGGGGAAACCCUAAGAUGAGUUCUGGAGAUAGUUCUGAGCCUUUGCUUGGAAACAAGAAUGUUGCAGUUGAUUGUCCCAUUGUUGAAAAGCAAGAAGCUCUAUCCAGUUGUACUCUCGAUGAAGAGAACAGACGAAAAGUUGCUGGCUGGACCAUAAUGUUAACAUGUGUAGGGGCAUUUACCCUUACAUAUGCAGCUUCAAAUUUGUGGCUUCCAAGCCUUCUUCGGUUCACAUUAUGUGGAGCUGGUGGUGUUCUUCUUCUGUCUGGUCUGAUUGUGCUCACCUGUAUAGAUCAAGAUGAUGCUAGGCAUAACUUUGGACAUACAGGAGGUUUCAUAUGCCCUUUUGUUCCUCUCCUACCAAUUGCCUGCAUUCUUAUCAAUGUCUACCUGCUCAUUAAUUUGGGGGCUGCUACCUGGGCUCGGGUUUCUGUAUGGCUCGUAAUAGGGGUUCUUGUUUAUGCAUUUUAUGGCCGUACCCACAGCUCACUGCUCGAUGCAGUCUAUGUUUCUGCAGCUCAUGCAGAUGAAAUUUAUCGCUCCUCUGGGGACUCUUUGGCUUAAUUGCCCCUUAAUCAAAAUUUACUAUAAAGAAAAGAUAUAGGGAGAAGUGUGGAAUAUGUCUGCACCAAUGCUUGUUGGUCUUAGUUUUAGAGAAGAAUCUCAAUGUUGUAUGCUUGUAAUUUUUUCUAUCCCCAAUUAUUGUAAUUGUAAUCUAUUGCGGCAGGUUUGAUGACCUUAAAUCAGUCGCUUGCUUGUAUGUCACAUAUUUUCUCAGGAUGGGAAAACUCAUUGAAAAAUGUAAAUGAUUAGCGAACUGAAGAUAGAUUUCUCUCGACAAGUAAAGGGUUAAUUUUUUUUUUCUUACAUUAAAGGUCAAGUUUCGCAACUUGAGAAUAAGAGAAAGGGUGGAGAUUUAAAUUUUAGAUUUAUUGUAUGUUAUUUUUAAGAGUGAUUGUAUAAUUAAACUUCAGAUAUAAAAGGUAGCCUUUCAAGAAAUGAAUCAAGUAGAUAAC
This is a messenger RNA of Durio zibethinus, 2704 nucleotides long. RefSeq names its product cationic amino acid transporter 2, vacuolar-like. The record is from RefSeq and is a predicted model, not a curated record. Gene Ontology annotation, molecular function: amino acid transmembrane transporter activity. Lineage: Eukaryota; Viridiplantae; Streptophyta; Magnoliopsida; Malvales; Malvaceae. Gene Ontology annotation, biological process: transmembrane transport; amino acid transport. Gene Ontology annotation, cellular component: membrane.